CCCACGUCAAACUUUUGGUCCUCGAUCCUCGAAACUCGCUUUAGCUCUGUCCCCUGAAAUACCUACCACCACACACACAUCACCAGCCAUGUCAGACAACGAGCUUGAUGCUGAGCUCCUCGCUCUUGCCGGCGACGAUAGCUCCGACGACGAAAGAACAGACAACAGAGCCGCACAGCGCUCAUCUCCCUUCGAGCAUGCCGCUCAGUCCUCAGAGCCCGACCGCUCUCCACCCCGUCGCGGUGUCGCGCAAAAGCCAAAGGGCCGUUCAUCUGCUGCUGCAACACGAAGACGAAGAAAGGAUGACUCUGAAGAAGAAGGUGAAGCCUCUCCCGCUUCAUCUCCUCGGUCACUAGGCUCCGCUGCCAUGGACGAAUCCGACUCGGAAGAUGGCGCCGACUUCGACCAGGACGCUCCCCUGUACCCCAUCGAGGGCAAGUUCCGCUCAGAAGCCGAUCGCGCUGAAGUCAUGGGUAUGACCGAGAUCCGACGAGAGGAAAUUCUCGCAGAACGUGCUGCAGAAGUCGAGAGAAGGGUCCAGGAUCUACAACUCAAGAAGAUCCUCCAGCAACGCAAGCGAGAGCAAGCCGGUGCUGAUAAGAGAAAGCGCAAGGCCGCUGCCGCCGACUUGGACGAUGAGGACCAGCGAAAGAGCAGUAGACCAAAGGUCAAGGCGAGCGGGCCUCUGGAAGCAUACAAGAGAGAACGAGAGAUGAAGGGCCAGCAACGAAACCGCGAGGACGACCGCAGAAGAGACCGCUCUCCUUCAAGGGACGACGGAGAUUCGGACAGAGAUGCCGAUGGAGACAGUGAGGUUGAGUGGGACGAGAAGCCUCGAGCUGCAGCUUCUCGCGAGGAAGCUCCUGCGACACUGCGCGACUACGAGCGUGCUCGCAUCGGACGUACCAACUUCGCCAAAGUCUGUUUCUACCCGACUUUUGAAGCCAGCCUCAAGGGCUGCUACACUCGUGUCAGCAUUGGCGUUAAUCGCGAGACUGGAGCACCGCAGUAUCGCAUGGCUCAGAUCAAGAGUUUCGCUACCGGCAAACCUUACCAGAUGGAAGGUUUAAAUGGCAAGCCUUUCGUUACCGACCAGUACGCAGUUGUCGCCCACGGCAAGGCCGAGAAAGAAUGGCCCUUCGUCGCAUGCUCCGACGGAAGCUUUACCGAGAUCGAAUUCGAACGUUACAAGACCGCCCUGUCCUCUGACAACUUGCGCCUGCCUUCUAAGAAAGUGCUGGUCGCCAAGCUCGACGAUAUCCACUCCCUCCUCGAAUACCAAUGGACCGAUGAAGACAUCCAAAGAAAGAUCAACCGCACAAAUGCCCUACAAGCCAAAUUCGCAGACUACGGCCGCGAAAAGAUCAAGAAGCGUCGCGAGGAAGCAGCAUCCCGUGGCGACGACACUACAGUCGCUAGAUGUGAUGCCGAACUCGCAUCCAUGAGCUCCGGCGGCUCCUCGAAAGCCCAAGCAGCAGCCAAUGCAGCAAAGCAGAAUGGCAAACUCGCACAACAAGAACGUCUCGCAGCACUCAACCGCGCCAAUCGCAAGGCCAACAGUGAAGAUGUGCGCAAGGCACAAUUGGCUGAGAAAAGAGUUAUCCAGAAGGCCAGAGAGGAGGCAGCAGCAAAGGCACGUCGUGAAGCCGAAGCCGCAAAGGCGAAGCUCCUCUCAGUACCUGACGAUCUCUUCGGCGAUGCCAGCGAUAUCAGCAGGACUGGCACACCCGCAAACGGAACAGCCAGCGCUGGCAACGUUACACCGCUCCCCGACAAGAUGAAGAAGACGACGUUGGGCGGCUUCAAGAAGAAGGCAAGAGAUGAAGACAUCAUUGCCGACAUGGACUUGGGCAUUGACAUUGACAUCUGAGAGAAUUCAGCAAUAUCUACAAGUGCCGAAAAGCAGUACGGCAUCGGAACUAGUCUAAUCAUCCAUCCAUCCCUGCACGACUUUUCCUGUCCAUAGAUCUGAAGAACGAAGUCAUGAAAACAAAAAACAAUGCAUAUCAAUCGACUCAAGUCAUAUUUCAAGUCUCUCUUUCCUCCAUCUAUUACCUAUGAUCAUCCCUUCUCCGUCUCUCCUACCGAUUUGUACUCCACACAUGCUCUCUCAUUUAUUUACUACGCAUCAUGCCUUCUCCAUCCCUGACUCUUCAUUACGCUUCUUUAUGCUCUUCACGACUAAAGACAAACUUGUAUGUGGUAUCACCCUGUUCCUGGUCAUACAGCAGCGAUAUUACCUUCCGCGUAACCACUAUACUACUCAAACAUGUUGUG
Messenger RNA from Aureobasidium pullulans EXF-150, 2277 nucleotides. RefSeq lists its product as uncharacterized. Lineage: Eukaryota; Fungi; Ascomycota; Dothideomycetes; Dothideales; Saccotheciaceae. Gene Ontology annotation, cellular component: Cdc73/Paf1 complex. Gene Ontology annotation, molecular function: RNA polymerase II C-terminal domain phosphoserine binding; DNA binding. The record is from RefSeq and is a predicted model, not a curated record. The transcript has 3 exons. Bases 89 to 1870 code for a protein of 593 amino acids.